Colius striatus (speckled mousebird) is the source of this 667-nucleotide messenger RNA. RefSeq names its product eukaryotic translation initiation factor 1 (gene EIF1). Gene Ontology annotation, cellular component: eukaryotic 43S preinitiation complex. The record is from RefSeq and is a predicted model, not a curated record. The transcript has 4 exons. Bases 148 to 489 code for a protein of 113 amino acids. Lineage: Eukaryota; Metazoa; Chordata; Aves; Coliiformes; Coliidae. Gene Ontology annotation, biological process: translational initiation. Gene Ontology annotation, molecular function: RNA binding; translation initiation factor activity; ribosomal small subunit binding.
GUCCCGCCCCCCUGACAGCGUCUGGAGCCGCCGCUGAGAGAGCAUCCACCGCCGAGAGCCGCUCCCGCCGCUGCCGCUUUCGCCGCCGCCUCCUCCUCCGCCGCCUCCGCCGCCGCCGCCUCCACCGAGGGAAGGGAAGCGUAUCGUAUGUCCGCUAUCCAGAACCUCCAACCCUUUGACCCCUUUGCUGAUGCAAGUAAGGGUGAUGACCUGCUCCCUGCCGGCACUGAGGACUACAUCCAUAUAAGGAUCCAGCAGCGGAACGGCAGGAAGACCCUCACCACAGUUCAGGGUAUCGCGGAUGAUUACGAUAAAAAGAAACUGGUGAAGGCCUUCAAAAAGAAAUUUGCCUGCAAUGGUACUGUAAUCGAGCACCCGGAGUAUGGAGAAGUGAUUCAGUUGCAAGGUGACCAGCGCAAGAACAUAUGCCAGUUCCUCGUAGAGAUUGGACUGGCUAAAGACGACCAGCUGAAAGUCCACGGGUUUUAAGUGCCUGUGGCUCACUGAAGCUUUAUGCAAGAAGAUUUCCUUACCAUGAAAUUCCCAUCUGUCCCUUGUCAUAAGUUUAAAACCAGCUGGUUUGUGUAAUGUAACGAUCUUGGGUCCACUGUUCAGUCUGGACUAGUGUAAUUCAGUGAUGUAAUAAACUGACAAAGAGCCCAUGCAA